Molecule: messenger RNA, 3314 nt
Organism: Cladocopium goreaui
Lineage: Eukaryota; Dinophyceae; Suessiales; Symbiodiniaceae
Source: the annotation of a GenBank genome assembly
AUGUACGAGUGCACACACACAUGUUCGAAACGCAACGUUGUGACAUGUUGGGACAACCCAAAAAAAAAAGUCUCCCCGCCCCAAAGGUCUAGGGUGAUAUUUCGUUUAUUUUUACUCCAUGUGCCGUGCCGGGGAAGCGAACACCAGGCAUGGCUGCAGCGUGGAGGAUAUCAAUGCGAUGUGUGUUUCAAUCCAGACAUACAAUCGGGAUACCAACAUGUGACAGAGGACAACGCCAGGGACACUUCAAGACUUCUUGACCAGCGCACUGGCUUUGACGCCCCACAGCAGCUACGGUCGAAUCAGAGCUCUGAAAAACUGAAUGUGUUUGGUGCAAACGAAAGCCAGGUCGCUGAGACGACUUGGAUAACCUUUGCUUUUGCCAAUGCCAUUUUGGCAGACAGUCCUCCUGCAGAGAAAGCAGCUAACGAGCAUGCACAGCAUGAAAUCCUCUAUUGCUGCAAUAUUGCUAGAAACGGACAAGUUCUGGAUAUGCUGCGGAAUGACAAUCUGAGGAUUUGUGCGUGCCUUGUGCAGUACAUUCUGGCAAACCGGACCAAAAUUGAAAGCUGGAUCUACACAGGUGUCUUGAAUACCAUUCUGAAAUUGGAAGAGAGGUGGGUCUACCGACAGCUUCACCUACCGGAGUUCUUUGGUUUUCGCCCUCCCUCGCGCAACAUGGCGUUUUCUUCGGGCGACGAAUGGGAACUUAUCUCUGACUCAUUGAUCAAGGACCAGGAUGAAGCGGCGGACUUCUUUGCCCGUCCUGUCAAACCGACCAUCAGCCGCCUGGCGAAUCUUGGCAUUGGUGAGGGGCAGGAAGAGCAGGCCGCCCCUAUGGACAUCCAUGGACGCAACGAUGGCAGCUCCCACUCAAGACUACGACCUCCCGCGUGGCGGCUUGAGCUUUUCUGCAGAAAAGAGCGGAACUUGGUGCCUGUAGAGGGGAAGCCAACUUGGAUUCAAGCUCCCGACACCGCGAAGGGUGCCCAUGCAGGCCCCGAAAGCGAUGCUGGGAUGGCCCAGAAGUUAGCCCAUUCAAUUGAUGCCACUCAGCUAGCUCAGGCACCAGUGGCGACAUCAUCCCUGGAUGAGUUCAAUGGCCGACGUGGAAACGGAGCGGCCAAGCGCCAGAAGAUCGAGACAGUGGAGCCGGCAGUAUCCCUCAACAUGCAGGUUUUCGGCCCCCUCCAGGAGGGCAUGCAGUCGGUGGCGGAGAGUUGCGUCUACAGGAAGGGGGUAGAAAUGCUGUGGAAGACCAACUUGGAAGUGUUGCGCCAGAAGAUGAAGCCCUCCUUGCAGAUGGAGCAUGGCCUCUUCUGCCCGAUCGAUGUGGAUGAGGCAGCUGGCUCCUCCCCGGCACAAGGGGGCUUGGAUGAGCUUUCAGAAGAUGCCAGGAAGCUCUCAAUGCUCACAUGGGCCACGAAGUACCACAAGGGGGAACAGCGCAUGCAUGCAGGCUGCCGGAGGAAAGUGGAGGACGUUGAUCCUCCUGAAUGGGCCCUCAAGAUCAAAUUCACUCUUGAGCAUAUGCAAGCCAUGGAGACAUCGUGGGGCUGUUCUGGGCUGAUGGACCUGGAAUUUGCAGACGCUGAAGAACGUCUACGGCACCGGUACCCCUUCCGCCUCAUCUACGCGGCCUGGGCCCAGAUGCCGAUUGCCAUUCCCAAGCACAGACGAGGGAAGGGCCCCCAGAGCAAAAGAGGUAUUUGCAAGGCCUGUUUCAGCAUGUCUUACUUUGGAGCAAUUCACUGCCUGUGCUGGGACACUUUGGCCAGGCAUCUUUAUGACACCCUGAUUGACGAAGGGUUCUCCCUACGUCAGUCGGAGGGUGAACUCCUGGUGGUGUUCUGCCUUCGCAGGCGUCGCCCUAGUCACCUGCUACAACAGAAGUGGGAUGCAGAGGGCAUGACCACUUGCAUGGCAGACCAAGACGGUCUCAGCUUGAUAUGCCCAAAGUACAGAUUCUCGGGGAAGGACUGGUGGGCGGGCCUGGUGGCCACCAUCCGGAAGUUGGCACAAGAGGACAAGUUCAAGGGAGCAAAGAAACGUGGUGGUAUCGAUCUGGCACAAGGUGGCAUCCAAGGCCAGUACCGCAUACACCUCCUGAACCAGGAAGGCACAGCAGUGGGAUGUGGCUGGCGCCCCAAAAGUGGGAGCUUUGAAGAUUUUUCACCGGAUGACUUCCUCAACGAGAUGGCCCUCUAUGGCAAGUGCACUCGUUGCUUCAAAUCCCACGAUCUCCCGGACGAGUACCAGAGAGGUGCCACAGGCCUUGAGAAGGGACCCCGACAGACACCGCGGCAUCCUUCGGAAAUGGCGGUAAGUAUGGCAGCACCACCUCCGGCAACUCCGCCUGAGGCCAUACCCGCAGACCAACAAAAGGAUGUGGACAAGCUCACGAAAGGGCUCUCGGUCCUGUUGGUCUCCAAGCAGAUUCCAUGGCGUGUCCAAGGGGAGAUGGCCCGGCAAGCAGUGGACAACCUGCUCCUCCAGGCAGCCAACGCAGCCAGGCAGAUCUCGACCCUGCUGGGAGAGGACAAGGAACUCUCCUUGGACAGACACACCCUGGAGGGCUUGUCCUUCGUCGAUGCCGCGAUUCUGUGCACAUCGAAGUUGCAGGAGCUCAAAGCUGUGGUGUCAUGUGGCAUGUGUCAUCUGUGUUUCUUUCUGUUUGGAGAUGUUUGGAGCACGUCAUUCGAGCAGGAAACUGACAACAUCACCACGGCGAGUAGCUUGCCAAAGUUCGAGGCAGCGCCGGGCUCCCCUUUGAAAGUGCGAUUCGGAUGUGCCAAGAAUGGCGACACUAUCCUCCUCUCAGGCUAUCCUGCUCUGAGAGGACGUUUGUGCUUCGAAUCAUCGUCGCUUUCCAAAAAUUGUGGAGAAGUGCAUGCCUUACAGGUUGCAGCCUGCAACAAUGAAGAAGGACUUUGGCGACUUAGCUUUCAUCCCCUGGGCGAGUGUGCAUGGCUCGCUGAUCCACAAAGCUUGGAGGAAGUGCGGGUUCUGGCAUCUCAAGCAGGCUGUGCCCACAAUAUUACACGCAAACCUUCGGAGAUGCUGGACCCAGAGCUGCCAGAGCUCAUGCGCGCUAGUUCCAGCAGUGAUGCUGGGGCAAAUUUGAGUUUUGCCACCCAUCCUGGCACUGCUGGGGGAUUCUUCGAACCUUUGUCAACGGAUGUUUGCGCCAUCUGCCUUGGCUCCUUGGGUGAGCAGACCUGGAUCCGUGGUGAGCCUUGGCAAACAAGGUGCGGGCACUACUUCCACAGGUUGUGCUUGCGCCGCCACUUGAGGAUAUCCGUGGAGUCCAUGGA